AUGUUGACGACAUCCAUUAUUCAUCCCAGUACCCGCAGCGGUUUAACCGUUGUAAAAGCGCCAACUUCAAUUUUCUUCCCUCCAAAAGGAACCAGUAUUAACAUGGCCGACUCCGCACCACCAACCCAAGCUACACUCAAAGUAGACCUUCCGACAUACAAUACCAAUCUACAGACGUGGUUCAUUCAAUUAGAUGCUAUAUUUCAAGCAAUACCCAUUACAUCAGAACAGUUAAAAUUUGCGUCCGUCGUCGAGAAGCUACCUGCCGACGUGGCAUCGGAGGUAGCAGACAUUCUCAAUGACCUUCCGUCAGACAAACCCUAUGAGGUACUAAAACAGGCAAUACUGCAGCGGACGGGUUGUUCAGAGGAACGAAAGUUUAGAGAACUCCUGACCAACGUCACCCUCGGAAGUAGUAAACCUUCCCAGCUUCUACGCAGGAUGCAGACCCUGCUUGGUGCGAACUCAAUGUCCGAAGCCGUUCUGAAACAAAUGUGGCUGGACAAAGACACAGUACAGAUUUUACCAGCGUUGACAGACAAUAUGGAUAUUCAGAAGUUAGCGGCGAUAGCUGACAAAAUCUCAGAUACCUGCCCAGCACAUCGAAACGCCUCUGUCGUGCCGUUGAAUGAUCCAACCCCAGAUAUCAAUCAGCAGUUACAAGCUUUAGACUGCGAGGUGAAGAAACUAUCCCUGUGCUUAAAUGAAGCUCAAAAUACACAAAGCAGAAGCCGUAGCAACUCUGUGAAUCGGUACUGCGUUCAACGCCGACGUUUUACGUCGCGGCGCCCCUGA
Messenger RNA from Acanthosepion pharaonis, 795 nucleotides. The record is from the annotation of a GenBank genome assembly. NCBI's taxonomy places the organism in Eukaryota, Metazoa, Mollusca, Cephalopoda, Sepiida, Sepiidae.